CAUAUCGGGACACCCUGUGCUCGCACGUGUUUUGAAAAAGUCAAAACGAGGUUUUCGGUGCGACAAAAAACCAAAAAUACCCCAAGUUUUGUGCGAAAAAUCCGAAAAUGGACGAUGGAAUAUGCCGCAUAAAGGCAGAGUAUCUAAUUCCUCGCACCGUUUCCGAAAAGCCGGCUGAAAGUUUGGAACCAACCGUGCCGGUUACUGCGGAGCCGGAUAACAAACCGGCCGGAAAUGAAGAUGGACCGCCGGCGGAGAAGAAGGGCCGCUACGAGAGCGAAGGAAAGAAGAAAAAGAACCGUGGCCAGAACAAAGGCCGGCAGCUACCGUUCAAGGAGGAUGAUUCGCUGCGUCUCUGUAAAUCGCUGCUGGAUGGUCCUCAAGAGGAGGGCAGCGGCAAAAAGUGCCCCAACCCCAACUGUCGCUAUUCGCACGACCUCGAGCGGUUUCUGCAGCUUAAGCCGAAGGACAUCGGCGAAAAAUGCUACAUUUACUCGGUGAAAGGCUACUGUAACUUUGGCGUAACGUGUCGCUUCGCUAGUUCCCAUUUAGAUGACCAGAACCGGAACAUCUACCCAGCCGAUCAUAAAACGGAUGACGAUUCGAUGCUGGUUUCCACCUGGCUUAGUACAGAUCUUCAACAUAUCCUACGCAAGAAGAAGUACAACUUCAACAAAUCGACCAAGAUUGUAAAUAAGUUCGAAAGGCUACAGCAGGAAGAGCGAGCGGAAAAGGCCAAGGCACCAGCAGCGGAACCUUCCAACGAUGGCGAUGCCGAAACUGCCUCAGAAGCGGUAGAGAAAAGGGCUGAGACCGAAACCCCAACAGCAGUACCAACUGGUCCAGUAACGGACGAAGAUUUGAUCAUCCUGCGCAGUGCGGAACGGAAACGGAUCAAUUUCCGCGAUAAGCUGUACCUUAGCCCGCUGACAACGGUCGGAAAUUUGCCGUUCCGUCGCAUCUGCAAAGAGUAUGGCGUAGACAUUACGUGCGGCGAGAUGGCGUGUGCCAUACCGAUCAUAAACGGUGCGAUACAGGAGUGGGCCCUCACGAAACGCCACGCCAGCGAGGACCUGUUCGGGGUGCAGCUGUGUGGCCACCAGCCAAAGCUAGUGACGUACGCAGCGCAAAUCAUCGCCGAGAAGGCCGAUGUCGAUUUCAUCGAUCUCAACAUUGGCUGUCCGAUCGAUUUGAUCUUCAACCAAGGUGGUGGCAGUGCGUUGCUGCGGCGCCAGAACGUCCUGCAGGUGAUGGUACAGAGCUGUUCGCGGCUAUUGGCGGACUAUCAGAAAGAGUUCACGGUCAAAACGCGUAUCGGAAUCUACAACAACAAACCGAUCGCCCAUGAAUUGGUGCCCCGGUUCGAAGAAUGGGGAGCCAGCUUGAUAACGAUCCAUGGGCGUACGAAGGAGCAGCGCUACACGAAGCACGCCGAUUGGGAGUUUGUGGAGCGUUGUGCCGCUCAAGCACGAUCCGUUCCCGUCUACGGAAAUGGGGACAUCUACUGCUAUGCGGACUACGAGUCCGCAAGGGAACGCUGUCCGAAUGUGGGCGGUGUUAUGGUGGGCCGUGGGGCACUCAUUAAGCCGUGGGUGUUCCAGGAGAUCAAGGAGCGCAAAAAUCUCGAUCCGUCCAGCAGCGAACGAUUCGAGAUGCUCAAGCGCUACGUCAACUAUGGUCUCGAGCACUGGGGUAGCGAUACGAAGGGUGUGGAGAAUACGCGCCGCUUUCUGCUCGAGUGGCAAUCGUUUCUGUAUCGGUACGUACCGUACGGGUUGCUGGAACGGCCGCCCCAACGCAUCAAUCAACGGCCGGAAGCGUUCCGAGGCCGGGAUGAUCUGGAAACACUGAUGGCAUCACCAAAUUGCAACGAUUGGGUUAAGCUAAGUGAAAUGUUACUUGGCCCCGUUCCAGAAGGAUUUAACUUUGUACCGAAACAUAAAGCCAAUGCGUACUAAAGAACCCCAGACAGAGAUUACGAGUAAUACGACGAUUUGUAGCGUUCAUCGUACCGGUAAGGUAGGUAACAUUAUACCUCACAGUCCUCGUAGUGUAAAUUGUGACUCGAUAUGAACACUGUAAAUAAAUCGCGUUUAUCGAAUUGGUAGCUUCAAUGAUUACCAUCACCGAUCGUUA
This is a messenger RNA of Anopheles aquasalis, 2136 nucleotides long. It is a transcript of the gene Dus3, whose product is annotated as Dihydrouridine synthase 3. Gene Ontology annotation, biological process: tRNA processing. NCBI's taxonomy places the organism in Eukaryota, Metazoa, Arthropoda, Insecta, Diptera, Culicidae. Gene Ontology annotation, molecular function: metal ion binding; flavin adenine dinucleotide binding; RNA binding. The record is from RefSeq and is a predicted model, not a curated record.